AUGGACGCACAAAAUUACAAGUCCGAUCACGCCUCGUCGGAAGACAUGGAGACACAUGAAAAAGAAGCUUUUGACCAGCUGAUCUACCCGGCGGACAGCUACACGGCUGAGGGCACCUACUGGGCUGACCUACCCUUCGGGAGCCGCAUCAGCUGGUGUAUCAGCCAGGAUGGUGCCGAGCUCAACAAGGAACUAGCCUGGCUCUGGGGUAUGUUCAAAGCCGACCCACUGUCGCCCAUUAGCUACUACUUCAAGAACUUCCUUCUCCCUGGUGCUGGUCUGGGUCUGGAGGGUUACGUCCUCUUCUCCAUCAGUAACGUCAAAUCCAUUUUCAAGGAGUCACAGUCAUUUGCUAGUUGUUGGAGUGGUGACACCUGCGAUCCCAACUGGAUCGCCGCAGCUAGCUACCUUGAAGUUGUUGGUAUCCUACUCGGUCAGCUUAUCGUUGGUUACCUUGGUGACAGGAUUGGCCGUCGCUUUGGUCUCAUUCAAGAUGCCGUUAUAAUGUUCACUGGCCUCCUUAUGCUCACUGCUGCCUGGGGUGUCACUCUGAAUGGCUGGGUCAUUUGCUACGCUCUCUCCCUCCUUUUCUACAGCUUUGGUGUUGGUGGUGAGUAUCCGAUGACUGCCACUAUCGGUAUGGAGAAGGGGUACUCGACUGGCCGGGUCAUCACCAAUGAGGACCGUCUGCACCGUGGUCGCUCAGUGGUCGGCGCGUUCCUGAUGCAGGGUUGGGGUCAGCUCUUGAACCAGGUUAUCCUCAUCCUCUUGUUGCUCAUCUUCAACCAUGGGGAUGGCAGCGAAUCGAAAAUCUCGGACACCACCACUCAGUGGACUUACCGUGUGUCAUUUGCUAUCCCGGCCGUUCUCACUCUCUGGCUUAUUUACUACCGUACCUACCAUAUGAGGGCUGCGAGCAAGCAGCUGAAUGCCCAAAAGAAGAAAGCCUCCGUGACUGGUUAUGACGUGGAGUCGCUGAAGCUCACCUUCCAGUACUUCGGCCCUCGUGUGCUCGCUACCGCAGGUGGCUGGUUCGCCAACGAUGUCUUCUUCUACGGAAACAAGCUCUACUCGAGCAAUUUCCUUAAAGUCAUCUACCCCAACACCUCGGGUGUCAUGACUACCUGGCUCUGGAACUUGGUUAACAUUGCUGUUGAGAUGGCUGGUUAUUACUGUGCCAUGUGGUUCGUCGACAACAAGCUUUACGGCCGCAAAUGGAUGCAGAUAAUCGGCUUUUUGGUGUGCUUUGUCUGCUUCGUGAUCCCGGCCUUUGGCUACAACCACUACACAGAGCCUGCCCAUAUACACUCAUUCCAGGCUAUGUACUUUAUCACCACUUUCUUCAACCAAUUCGGUCCCAACUGUAUCACUUUCCUGGUGGCCGCCGAGGUCUUCCCGACCCCCAUUCGUGGUACUGCCCACGGAAUCUCUGCUGCAUCGGGUAAGCUUGGCGCUCUGGCCAUUUCUAUCAUCGGCGCCUACACCACUACCGAACAACAGUUCUACAUCGUGCCGUGGUUCGGUUUGGUUGGGGCUCUGUUGACGCUACUAUUCCUUCCCGACACCACCGGCCUGGACCUUCGUGAACAGGAGCGCCAUUGGCAGUACGUCCGUGAGCGCCGUGAGCACGAAUAUCACGGUACUGCCGUGCACCCGCGUCACCUGUCUUUGUGGGAGAACAUGACUGGCAAGGGAAAACACUACGACCCUAAGCGGGACUACCAGAUGAAGAUUAAGGAGUUCCGCGCAGAGUGGGCGGCUGCUAUGGCCACCCACAGCGAGGAGAAGGAGGCCAUUUUUAACCUGGACGAGGUCGACGACACCAUCCUCCACGGCGCUGUGCAUGUUUAUUUUGAGCGCACCACUCCUGAGUUCCGCGGCAAGGAGGCUAGCGGCACCCAGGAGCCUAUGGUCCUGCCGCCACCUGUCUUUAACGAGCAGACCCUCGGCAAGGAGUGA
Penicillium cinerascens is the source of this 1959-nucleotide messenger RNA. RefSeq lists its product as uncharacterized. NCBI's taxonomy places the organism in Eukaryota, Fungi, Ascomycota, Eurotiomycetes, Eurotiales, Aspergillaceae. Gene Ontology annotation, cellular component: membrane. The coding region runs from base 1 to 1959 and encodes 652 amino acids. Gene Ontology annotation, molecular function: transmembrane transporter activity. The record is from RefSeq and is a predicted model, not a curated record. Gene Ontology annotation, biological process: transmembrane transport. The transcript is spliced from 3 exons.